Salarias fasciatus (jewelled blenny) is the source of this 1620-nucleotide messenger RNA. It is a transcript of the gene slc51a, whose product is annotated as solute carrier family 51 member A. The record is from RefSeq and is a predicted model, not a curated record. The transcript is spliced from 8 exons. NCBI's taxonomy places the organism in Eukaryota, Metazoa, Chordata, Actinopteri, Blenniiformes, Blenniidae. The coding region runs from base 71 to 1048 and encodes 325 amino acids.
CGCACGGAGCGCCGGAGGAGGCGAGCGGAGCUGAAACUUCACCGGAGACGAUCCGCACACAGCCGCCACCAUGAAUAACGGAUCCAACCGAAGUGUUGACCCGAGCUGCACGGACAGGCCUCCUCCUGCCAUGGAUAUUAUCCUCAAGUUGGAUCUGUUCGGCAUCAUUCUGUACUCCAUCCUCACUUUCAUGGCGACAAUGUCCAUGCUGGUCUUCAUAGAGGAAUGUGUCUACAUAUAUAGGAAAGUGCCUGCCAGGAAGAAGACUAUUCUCAUCUGGGUUAAUGGAGCAGCACCAGUGAUUGGCAGCUUGUCUUGUUUGGCGCUGUGGAUCCCCAGAGCCACCAUGUUUACUGAUAUGUUCUCAGCAUGCUACUUCGCCAUUGUGGUGUUCAAGUUCCUGAUCAUGAUGCUGGAGGAGGUGGGCGGAGACGAGGCCUUCCUCCGGCGCGCUGGGAAACACAAACUGAAGAUCAGCACAGGGCCCUGCUGCUGCUGCUGCUGCUGCCUGCCACAUGUGGACAUCACACGGCGCACUCUCUUCCUGCUGAAGCUGGGCUCCUUCCAGUUUGCGCUCCUGAAGAUUGUCUUCACGAUUCUUUCCAUUGUCCUCUGGACCAACGGGAGCUUUAACCUUACUGAUCUGUCAAUCAAAGGAGCUGCAAUAUGGAUCAAUCCAUUUGUGGGCGUCUUGACAAUCAUCGCUCUGUGGCCUGUGGCGAUCACGUUCAUGCACCUGAAGACGACGCUGAGAACACUUAGGAUCGUCCCCAAGUACGCCAUGUACCAGCUUGUUCUGAUCCUGACCCAACUGCAAGCGGCUAUAAUCAACAUCUUGGCUCUGAAUGGAACCAUCGCCUGCGCUCCACCUUUCUCCUCUGUAGCCAGAGGAUACAUGAUGUCUCAGCAGCUGAUGAUCCUGGAGAUGUUCAUCAUCACGCUGGUCACACGGCUGCUGUAUCGGCGGCAGUACAGUCCCUUACCCGCAGACGAGGAGGACCCCAAAGACGAAAAUGCAAAGAUGGUUGCAUUAUCAGAUUCUUCAUAAGAACUCUGUAUGCGUGCGUGUGUGCGUGUGUUUGUGUGUGCGUGUGUGUCUUUGUUUUUUUUUUUUUUUCCAGCAGGCAUUUGAUUAAGAGAUUUUAUAUAUUAAUAAACAUGAAUUUGAAUUCCAUGCAAAUUAAUCCUGUGGUUGUUCAUUAAAGCAGGCAGACUGAUCAUCCAAGAGAGCUUUUUGAUUGACAAGACACUCAGUUUACAGACAGAUAUUCAACAAACAAAGAAAAAAAAAAACUGAUUGUCAUUAAUACUUAAUAUUUAACACUUAGUUUUUGGCAUGAACUUUGUUUGGAAGCAUGGACUUUAGAGAGGAAGGCAGAGAUCCCUGGAAGAAAAGAAAAAAGACUUACUUUGAAUGCGUGAAUACAUAAAUUAUUUUUAAAAAAUUGAAAGAUUUGAAUAAAGUUACCAUGUUACAUGUACUUCCUGGUGGUGUCUGGACCCCAGAGAGAACAGCUUGAGAUUCUGCUUGUUUCUAAACAGCAAGACUGAAAAAAAAAACAAAGAUGAAGUCUGGUAGGAAUCAUUAACAUAUGUAGGAAUCGUUCCGGCAAUCGAUAA